CUGCGUCGUGCUGCCGUGUCUCUCUCAGUCGGUUCUCGGGGUGUGAUCUUGUGAUCGUGAGGGUAUCUCAUCGUAAGGGAGGAUAUCUCAUCAGGAACAGCGAGCAGUCUUUGGAGCAGUUCGGUGGAACGGGAAGGUAGAGGACGAAGGUUGUGACGCUUUAUAGGGGAGAGGUUGCCCAUCUUAUUAAGAGCUUCAGUUGUGUCCUCAUAGGAGAGAUUGUACAUCUUAUUAAGAUCUUGAGUAGAGGAUUGGAGGAUUCGAAAAACCUCAACGAACUUUUGAUUCUGCUGGAGACAAGGGGUAGGUGUUUCAGCGAGAUAUGGGGGAGAGGUCACUAGUGUGAAAAUAUAUUAUAUGAUGCCUUUUCAUUGUUUCUACAAUUUCGGUAGUUAUGAAUCAGACUUUGCAAGGCAACACGCUAACUCAGCGGUACCAGCCAUUGGCUGUGGUGAGUCCUUUAGAGGACCGGACAUGGAUUGUACCCAACAUGACCGACACGGAAAAGCUUUCUCCUACUUCAUUCGCCCUAUCUCAAAAACCAGAGGUCAAGCUCAGUGCAAUGCCAUGGUUCCAUGGGAAGAUCUCCAGAGAAGCAGCUGAAACAUUGCUUAACCCAAGAGAAGAUGGCCUCUUUCUAGUCAGGGAAUCCACGAACUUCCCUGGGGACUAUACGCUCUGUGUUUGUUUCCAAGGAAAGGUAGAGCAUUACCGUGUCAAGUAUAAAGACAACCAGUUGACCAUAGACGAUGAAGAAUUCUUUCAAACGUUAGCCCAGCUCGUAGAGCACUAUGAAGAAGAUGCUGAUGGCCUUUGUACCCAGUUGACUAAAAGUCUCCCUAAGCAAGGAAAGCAAGAUUUCUGUGUAGAUACGAAAAAGUUUGUCGAAGCUGGUUGGGUCAUACAGGAACAUGAAUUAGAGUACCGAGAACCUAUAGGAAAAGGUGAAUUUGGAGAUGUGAUGCUUGCAAUAUUUAGAGGAGAAAAAGUGGCUGUGAAAAUGCUGAAAGAUUCCAGUGAAGCAGCUCAGAAAUUUCUCGCUGAGGCGUCUCUAAUGACGUCAUUGAAACAUGAGAACUUAGUUCAACUUUUGGGCCUUGUAUUUGACAAAAGUCAUAUUUCCCUUGUUACUGAAUAUAUGGGAAAAGGGAAUCUGGUAGAUUAUUUGAGGUCGAGAGGAAGGCUGCAUGUCACCAAAGCUCACCAAAUAAACUUUGCUUGCGACACGUGUAGUGGAAUGGAGUACCUUGAAAGGAGAAAGGUAGUCCAUCGUGACCUGGCUGCUCGUAAUGUCCUCAUCUCAGAAGGAGGCGUGGCCAAAGUAGCUGACUUCGGCCUGGCGAGGGAAGAAAGCUUCACCUUGGACUGCGGAAAGCUACCCAUUAAAUGGACAGCUCCGGAGGCUUUAAAACAUGGUAUAUUCUCUAACAAAUCAGACAUGUGGAGUUUCGGAAUUCUUUUAUGGGAAAUUUACUCUUUUGGAAGAGUCCCAUAUCCUAGAAUACCUUUGGCAGACGUAGUGAAACACGUUGAAAAAGGGUACAAAAUGGAAGCACCAGAAGGAUGUCCUCCAGAAGUUUAUGAGAUUAUGAGACAGGCUUGGGAUCUACAUCCAGACAAGAGGCCGAGUUUUCGAGAAAUCAAAGUCAAACUUGUUCAACUCAAGUCUAUAACAGUCUAAGAUAAAAGAAAAAGAAAAAACUUUUUUUUUUGUUUAAAAAUAUUAGUAACUAAAUACUUGAAAACAUGAUCUUUUGAAGGAAACAAUAAUUUGUUAGCUCCUAACACUGGUGAUACGGUAUUUGUAUUAAGAAUUCAAAAAUACUUAGACUUUUAGUUUUAUUAAUUAUUUAAUUUUUUCUCUCAAUUUUAAUUUUUAGCUUUUUUUUUUUCAAUAUACUUACUGUACUUAAACAAACUGUUCACAAUAUUGAGAUGGAUGCACUUUUUUUAUCUUACUGGAUAUCCACAUAUCUUUACUUUAGCAAUUUUUAUUUUUGUAAUCACGUAUGCUUGUUUAGUUAAAAAAUAGGAGCGGUAAACUGUAUCAUAGCAAACAUAAUUUUUUUUAUUAUUUUUUUUUAUUUAAUGACAACCGUUAUAAUUUUCAUGAACCAAAUAUUUUAUGUUGGUAAAUAUAAAAACUACUGUAAUAUCAUGUUUUAACAAGUAUAAAUAAAAAUACAAUUGUAUCUUUAUAUAAAGCAUUCUUCUAUGAAACUUCUAUUAAAUUAAAAAUGUUAUGGUUAGCGAAUAUGGUGGUAGGUUGUUAAUGGUUGAAUUCAGGGUAUGGUGAGGAAUUUCACAAAUUUAAUUAAAUAAAAAAUUAUCUUAUCGUCACCGACAUCAUGAAACAGAUCACUUGAGAUUAAUAAUGAAUAAAAUUAAAUAAAUAUUUAGAUUUUAUUGGACCAU
Nezara viridula (southern green stink bug) is the source of this 2415-nucleotide messenger RNA. Lineage: Eukaryota; Metazoa; Arthropoda; Insecta; Hemiptera; Pentatomidae. The record is from the annotation of a GenBank genome assembly.